GAAAGGCAUGUGAGUAUCCCCCAUCGCGGUUUACGCGGGUCCCGUCUCCUCCUCUUCCCCGCCCCUGUCUGGUCAGAGUAGGUGGAGGGCGGUGUUAAACAGAGCUGCUUGGUUAUCCCCCUCUUGCGCAUGCGCUGGUUUACUGCCUUAGCUGAACCUUUGUCGUCGUUGUCGCCGCCGUCGCUGUAGUAGCGGCUGUAUUUGCUCCGGCUGCAUUUAGGCAAGGGCCGGACAUGCCGCCCCCAGGCCAGGUCCGGAUCCCGGACAGGGACUCGCUGAAGCUCCAGGUUCAGGCUAUGAUUGGCUCCCACCAGGUCAUGAUCUUCAGCAAAAGCUUCUGCCCCUACUGCACCAAGGUAAAAGAACUCUUUCGCUCUUUGGGAGUAGAAUAUAGUGCUUUGGAACUUGACAAGAUAGAUGAUGGCCCCACUAUUCAGGAUGUAUUACUAGGAUUAACAGGCCAGAGGACUGUCCCCAAUGUGUUUGUCAAUGGAACUCAUGUAGGUGGAUGUGAUCAGACUUUCCAGGCUUACCAUAGCGGCUUAUUGCAGAGGCUUUUAGGGGAUAGCAAAAAUGAAGUGAUGGAAGACUAUGAUUAUGACCUAAUAGUUAUUGGUGGAGGAUCUGGUGGACUUUCAUGUUCCAAGGAAGCUGCGAUGUUAGGAAGGAAGGUCAUGGUACUAGAUUAUGUUGUACCGACACCCAUGGGUACUACAUGGGGACUUGGUGGCACAUGUGUAAAUGUGGGCUGCAUUCCUAAGAAGCUGAUGCACCAGGCUGCCCUUUUAGGCCAGGCUCUUCAAGAUUCACGGAAGUUUGGUUGGGAGUACGAAGAGCAAGUAAAACACAAUUGGGAGACCAUGGUAGAAGCUAUUCAGAACUACAUUGGAUCCUUGAACUGGGGAUAUCGGGUAGCCUUGCGUGAGAAAUCUGUGACAUACCUCAAUGCAUUUGGAGAGUUCGUUGGGCCUCAUAAAAUUAAGGCAACCAACAGGAAAGGACAAGAAACUUUCCACACAGCUCAAGCAUUUGUUAUAGCCACAGGGAUGAGACCUCAUUAUGAAGGUUUCCCUGGAGAUAGAGAAUACUGUAUUACAAGUGAUGACCUCUUCUCCUUGCCCUACUGCCCUGGAAAGACUUUAGUUGUGGGAGCUUCUUAUGUAGCUUUGGAAUGUGCAGGAUUUCUUGCUGGCCUUGGUAUGGAUGUUACAGUUAUGGUGCGCUCUAUCCUCCUACGUGGCUUUGACCAAGAAAUGGCAGAGAGAGUGGGUGCAUAUAUGGAAACUCAUGGUGUAAAAUUCAUCAGGAAGUUUGUUCCUGUUGAGGUCAUGAAGUUAGAAGACAACAUGCCUGGGAGACUCAAAGUGAUUGCAAAAUCCACUGAUGGAUCACAGACAUUUGAAGGAGAAUACAACACUGUUUUGAUAGCUAUUGGUCGCGAUGCUUGUACCAAAAACAUUGGCUUGGAGAGAAUUGGUGUCACAGUUAAUGAAAAGAAUGGAAAAAUAUCUGUAAAUGAUGAAGAACAAACCAAUGUGCCUUAUGUUUAUGCUGUUGGAGAUAUUUUGGAAGGAAAGCUUGAACUCACACCACUAGCCAUACAGGCAGGCAAACUGUUAGCCCGCAGGCUUUUUGGAGGGAAUUCUACAAAGUGUGACUAUAUUAAUGUGCCAACUACAGUGUUUACACCUCUGGAAUAUGGCUGCUGUGGAUUAUCAGAAGAGAGAGCCAUUGAACGGCUUGGACAAGAGAAUAUAGAGGCAAGACACCAACUUUUCUGGCCACUUGAAUGGACAAUACCUGCUAGAGACAACAACACUUGUUAUGCAAAAGUAAUCUGCAAUAAACUUGACUGUAACCGUGUGAUAGGAUUUCAUGUUCUUGGACCGAAUGCUGGGGAAAUUACUCAAGGCUUUGGAGCUGCAAUAAAAUGUGGCAUCACCAAGGAACUGCUUGAUGAAACAAUUGGUAUACAUCCAACAUGUGCAGAGGUGUUCACAACAAUGGAGAUUACAAAAGCUUCGGGGCAAGAUAUCAGUCAGGCUGGCUGCUGAGGUUAAAUCCUGCUGUUUAAACUGUUUCUUGUUGGCCCCACUUAACCUAUAUUGAAGGUUUUCAGAAGCAUUUAAGUACACAUGGGUAAGGUUAAUUGAGAAUGCUAUCAGAUUGCAGUAUACUGCUGCUACAGAUGAUGCAUUUCUGAAACUUCUUUGAAGGGUAAUGGUGUCUUCAGGAAACACUAAACAGCAGGUAAACUAAUGCCUGACUUGCUUAGAAUGGCACUUAAAUGCCUUUUUGAUGUUUCGGUUCUGAACCUCUUCCAAAGGCGGGCUGCAACUGAUGACUUCUCUGCAAUGUCGGGAAAGCCUAUUCGUCCAAACAAGCUGAAUCCCUGAACAACCUCUGAAUCGCACAAAUCAAGUUCUUUAGUGCUUUGUAUGAAUGCAUUGGGCACAGCUGAAUGAGUAGUUAAUCAUUCUUGCUGGCAAUUACUCUGAGCUCAGUUCGGGUCACUGGUACAUUUGUUCUCUAAUGUGGAUGUUUCUUAUAUUUUUAAAUAUCCCAAGUUGUCAUUCACUGAAAAGCAUGUUUGGACAUGUAUUAUGUCCCUUUUAAAGAGAUGUCAAAGCUCAUAGAGCAUAUAGUGGGGAUUUUUAAUCCCCCGUUAUUUGUUGGCAGAGGGCAAAAUUAUCACUGCUAUGAACUUUAUGGAAAAGCUUGUGCUUCAGUAAAGUCCAACAGAGGAAUUCCCUAAGAAAUUAAAUUUCCACAGUCCCUCCCUACAUUUUACUUCUAGGGGGGGGGAAAUAUUGGUAAACUUGAACUUGUCCCUUUAUGCAACAACCACGUAGUUUCAGCCAUAAAAUGAAAUGCAUUUGGUCUGGAAAAUUACUAGUAUGCAAAUGAUUCAUUUAAAUUCUCAUAGAGAACACUGGGUUUAUAAAACAAAUCUGUGUACAUAAGUAGUGUGAAUUCAUGUGUCUCCCUUGGCAUUCCUUAUUUUUAGAAAGUACGCUUGGGUUUCACUCAUUUUGUUUUAAAAUGUGAGUUUGAAAUGCUUUGUCAAACUGUAUCAUAUAUAAACAGUUUUAAACUAUUUAUGGUGUAUCAUGGAAUUUAAAGUUCAAUAAAAUGAGCAGUCACAUGGUA
Heteronotia binoei (common prickly gecko) is the source of this 3150-nucleotide messenger RNA. RefSeq names its product thioredoxin reductase 3 (gene TXNRD3). Gene Ontology annotation, biological process: cellular response to oxidative stress; glutathione metabolic process; cell redox homeostasis. NCBI's taxonomy places the organism in Eukaryota, Metazoa, Chordata, Lepidosauria, Squamata, Gekkonidae. The record is from RefSeq and is a predicted model, not a curated record. Gene Ontology annotation, molecular function: thioredoxin-disulfide reductase (NADPH) activity; glutathione-disulfide reductase (NADPH) activity; flavin adenine dinucleotide binding. Gene Ontology annotation, cellular component: mitochondrion; cytosol. The transcript has 16 exons. The coding region runs from base 234 to 2054 and encodes 606 amino acids.